Armigeres subalbatus is the source of this 3344-nucleotide messenger RNA. It is a transcript of the gene VGAT, whose product is annotated as vesicular inhibitory amino acid transporter. Bases 352 to 2046 code for a protein of 564 amino acids. The record is from RefSeq and is a predicted model, not a curated record. NCBI's taxonomy places the organism in Eukaryota, Metazoa, Arthropoda, Insecta, Diptera, Culicidae. Gene Ontology annotation, cellular component: vacuolar membrane. Gene Ontology annotation, molecular function: L-amino acid transmembrane transporter activity. Gene Ontology annotation, biological process: amino acid transmembrane transport. The transcript has 5 exons.
CCAAAAUGGCACUCUGAUCGGUAGUCGUCACGCUCCGCAAAGAAAUCGCCUCGGAAAAAAGGACACUAUUGCGGUUCGAUUCCACCAGUGAAAAAGUAAUAAUUAGUUACUCAUUUCAUCGUUCAGUCUAAUAUAUUUUCACCGGCUUCGAAUGUGGUUGAGGCACAUGUAGUGAAUAAAAUAAAACAUUAAUAAAAAUCACUGAUCGUCUUCCAAAUAUUGAAUCUAAUAUAUUUAUUAAAGUUGCAUAUACUGUACAAUAAGAAAAUAGAAGUAAAAUUAUUAUAUUAUAAAAUAUAAGUAACUUAUAAGCAACUAAUUCAAAACUAAAUAGAAAACCAAAGCGGAAACAUGUCUUUCCUAAACAACCUUCGCUCGUUGCCUCUACCACCGGUGAAGAAUGUCCUGAACGUGGCCAUGCAGACCGCCCGCCAGACGAUUCCUUCGAAAAACAAACAAAGCGACUAUGAGCAACCGGGGGGAGAAAAUUCAGGACCAUCCGCUGGCGUGCGGUCGCCACCCCAGGUACCACCUCGGCCACAGAAUGUCCAUUUUGCUGAAACUGAUGGAGACACUGGUGGAACGACCGAACUGAAUCCGCUGAAUCCGUUUACAAAUCCGCAGGCGUACUAUCAAGAAGGGGCGGAUCAACCGUCCGCCGGGCAGUAUCAAGAAACGGGAUUCAACCAACCGAGCGAUUUCGAGAAUGGAUAUCAAGCGGGCGGCUACCCACCGAGACAGGGGAGUGUUCAAUCAUUUGGAUCGGACAGCACAUUUGCUGGUGGCUGUGAAGGAGAGGCACCCGGUGGAAUGAAGAUCAACGAAUAUCAGGCAGCAUGGAACGUCACAAAUGCCAUUCAGGGUAUGUUCAUCGUAUCGCUUCCAUUCGCUGUAUUGCGUGGCGGCUAUUGGGCCAUCAUAGCCAUGGUAGGAAUUGCACACAUUUGCUGCUACACCGGGAAAAUCCUGGUGCAAUGCCUGUACGAACCGGACCCACAAACGGGUGAGCCUGUACGAGUUCGGGACAGCUACGUGGCCAUCGCCAAGGUUUGCUUCGGUAAGAAAAUCGGCGCCAGGGUGGUAAGUAUAGCGCAGAUCAUCGAACUGCUGAUGACGUGCAUAUUGUACGUCGUAGUCUGCGGUGAUCUAAUGGCCGGAUCAUUCCCCGAUGGCGCACUGGACACCAGAUCCUGGAUGAUGCUGUGCGGUAUUUUUUUGCUGCCAUUGGCUUUUCUCAAAUCGCUUCACCAUGUAUCGUUGCUGUCGUUUUGGUGCACGAUGUCGCAUCUGUUGAUCAAUGCGAUCAUCGUGGGCUACUGCCUACUGGAGAUCGGUGACUGGGGCUGGAGUAAGGUCAAGUGGCGAAUGGAUUUUGAAAAUUUUCCAAUCUCGCUUGGUGUUAUUGUCUUCUCCUAUACGUCGCAAAUCUUCCUGCCGACACUGGAAGGAAACAUGGAGGACCGUUCCAAAUUCAACUGGAUGCUUGAUUGGUCGCACAUUGCCGCAGCCGCAUUCAAAGCCCUCUUCGGUUACAUUUGCUUCCUGACGUUCCAAAAUGACACCCAGCAGGUAAUUACGAAUAAUCUGCACUCGCCUUCCUUCAAAGGGUUGGUCAAUUUCUGUUUGGUGAUCAAAGCAGUCCUCAGUUAUCCACUGCCAUUUUUUGCCGCGUGUGAACUGUUGGAACGGGCGUUCUUCCGCGGAAAACCAAAGACCCUGUUCCCCGUCGUUUGGGAGCUGGAUGGGGACUUGAAGGUUUGGGGUCUUGCAUGGCGAUUGGCUGUCAUUCUUGGAACGAUCAUGAUGGCGAUCUUUAUUCCGCACUUUUCGAUCCUGAUGGGUUUCAUUGGCAGCUUCACGGGUACGAUGUUGAGCUUCAUCUGGCCGUGUUACUUCCAUUUGAAACUCAAGGGUCACCUGCUGGACCAGAAACAGCGAGCGUGCAACUAUUUUAUCAUAUUUUUGGGCGUUUUGUUCGGCGUGGUGGGAAUCUACGAUUCCGGCAGUGCUCUAAUCAAAGCAUUCGAAAUUGGUCUUCCGUUCUAAAACGUUUGUGCUAUCCGAGACAAUAUUGUAUAGUUUAAAACCAGUUGUUAAUAAUAACAUGACGCUCAGUUUAUUUAACAAAGAGAAUUGAAAAUAUAUACAAAUAGCGUUGAUGAAUUACAAGAUUAAACCACACGCAACCAAAUUAGGUUUAAAUCUUCCAAGAUACCAUCUAUUAAAGCAUUUGGGAAUAAGAUUAGAUUGAGUUUGAAAUUAAACGUUUGAGCUAAAUCGUAGACUUGUAUUGAAUUCAACGCGCGCAUUUAAAAUUAAGACAUAUCCUUAGAAACCCAAAUGUAAAAACGUGUUUAGAAUCCAAUCGAGAGUAACACUAAUGUUAAGAGAUAACUUCAAUUUAUUGCUAAAUGAAACAUCCAAUCAAAAACUCAAUGUCUUCCUAAAUGUGUCAAGUCGAAUAGUAAUCCAACUGUCUUCCAGAUUGCAGAACAUAAAUUGCAAUCAAAUUAGAACAUGAUUAAAAGGAUGUUAAGAAUGCGUAAAAUAGUUAGUUAUUGAGUGAAAUGAAGAAAAUGCAAUAAUCGAAUACCGUUACUAUAAAUAAAAGAUUGGUAAAACAACCCAUAAGAAAUUCAAACGAAGGAAAAUAAUUUCACCGUGUACCGACAAUAAAAGAAAAUAUAUAUCACCUACAAUAUUUGAACGACAUUUAUUAACCCUAUUAUAUUAUUGAUUGAGGAUCGUACACCCCAAUCCAACCGAAAACGUGAAACUGUUAAAUCCUAUUGAAUACGAGCUGACUUAAAUAUUGUUUCACAUAUAUUUUAAAUUUUGUUUAGCUUGAGCGAUUAUAAAAAACAACAAUCUGACCGCAACAAUGUCUUCCAGCAGGUACACAAUACUGCACAACUAACUGAUGUUGAUAAAAAUCAAAUUGCUUCCAAGUUUAGAAAUGAUUACUAAGCAUUUAAUAUUUAAAUUAUUUUACAUAUAAGUAGCUUAAUAUUAUUUCACGUAAGAAGAAAAUCAACUCGGACAAUACCCCCAAAUCCCGCCAUUUAUUACUCUUAAUUUUUGUACGUCGUCAGAAAUCUACGGAUGCCAACCAUGUACUAAAAAUUAAGUGUUACCGUUGGGAUGUGGCAAAGUAAUAAGCGAUGGGAACGGCUGAAGGGUGCUGUCCAAAUAGACCUUCUUCCUAUGAUAGUUUGUUUCUCAUGACAGCAUCGUUGUGUUAUAUUAAAAGCAAAAUGUUAUACAAAGUAUGCACUUAUAUUACUAUAUUCAAGGUAAUGAUAUAGAUGUCCAAAUAAAUAGUUAAUUGAAACAAUAAAAAAUAA